AUACGCUUUUUGCGAAAAAAACACGUCAUUUGCGUCGUCGCAAUCCAGCAAACAUUUUUUUUCAAAUUUCCUGUUUUCCAACAUGAAAUUUUUUUUUAGAUGAGACCUUUUUUUUGCUUUGUAACUCUGGAUGCCACACAGCAAACUACCCAGAUCUUCGAUUUGUGUUAAGUAACUCAACUAUGAGAAGCUCGUCGGAAGGUCGAAUUAUUUUCAAAAUCAGACAUAUAGGUACCAUACCAGUACAUAUUAGAGAAUCUCUGAAACACCACUAAUUAGGUAGGUAGGUGCCUAUUUCGAAAGUUUGACAGAAUUCAUGUGUUCCCUGUAAAGUUUCUUUCUCAUGCAGUACUUCUAAUCCAUCAACCAUCAACAUAAUCUAUUAAAGUCCAUAUCUUCUUUAUGCUUCCAGAUAUUGCACAACGAAAUCUGCAUUACACGGGGGGAAAAUAACGGACAAAUCAACCGGAUGAUAACGUAGACUAAACAAAUGACAUUUUCAUCACAAUGAAUUUUCCCAAGCUCUUACACAUACUAUUGAUACACACGUUUAUAUUUUGCCUGAACACGAAUUACUCAAUUGCAAAAUCAGUUAAGGAAAGCUGGCAAGUGUUUACAGAUGAACACAUCGGAUACUUCAAUCACUUGGCGGUAGAUGAAUAUGGAAGAUGGGUAUAUUUAGGCGGAGAAAACCAUAUUUAUCAAUUAUCAACGGAUCUCGAACUGCAAAUUAAUUACACUAUAUCGGAACUCAGUCCUUCAGAUUGUACAGCUCCCGACUGUUCACAUAAAUUGAAACAAACAACAACGCAUAACAUGAACAAAGUGCUAGUAUUGGACUAUCACAAUCAGCAACUGAUUUCGUGUGGUACUUUUUUCGAAGAUACCUGUCAUGCUCACGAUAUGAGUAAUAUUUCGAAAAUCUGGAAAACUAUGUUUGAACGUAUACCCGGAGGAUUAUCAUCUUAUACGCCAACUGUAGCCUUCAUAGCUCCCACUUUACUAAAGAAUUCAUCAACACCACUAUCAACACUGUAUGUUGGUGUCAAACAUUAUGAUUACCCACUACGAACAAUAACUAUCACGAAUCUAGAACGAGAACAUUUUUCAUCAGCUCUUACACAAAAUACUGCCCUUCGUUUCACGAUAAACGAUUGUCCCGAUGAACCCAAAGCUAACUUAAUUUAUGGUUUCAGUUUCCAAAAUGUCGGUUAUUUUAUCACCCGGAACUUCUUGUACUCGUAUGAUUUGAAUAAUCGAGUAGGUGAGUAUCCAAUUGUGACAGAUACUCGUAUAAACAAUUCGUGCAGUAGAGUUCCCAUAAUGUGCAAUUCAGGUCCAAAUGGGACAACUAUUACAGGAGACAUCUCUAAAGCGUAUAUCCAAAAGCGAAAUCCAGAUUCUGGUUCAAAAACAGAUUCACAUGAAAUGGAGGAAAAAGUUAUGUUCACAUUCACACUACAAGAAGAUAGUCAUACGAAGACACACACCUUCCUAGUAUGCAGGUAUCAAAUGAAUAAAUUACAUUCCCUGUUUCAAAAGAAUGAAACGCUGGUCGGAGAUAUGAUAUUCUCGGAUUCACACUCUUUUACAGAAUCCAAUGUUAAUGAAAUGGUGGUUACCUCAAUUAACAAUCACACAAUCUUGUUUCUUAGUACCAAUGGCGGCCGUUUACAGAAAAUAUCAAUCAAAGGAAUUGAUUCGCCCGAUUUGUCCACUGGAAAUAAAUAUGCAGACGUAAUGAUUGAGACGCUAAACACAUUAUAUCCAGAUACAAUGCAGUUUGAUUCUACGAUGAACUUAGACACAUUAUAUCCAGAUACAAUGCAGUUUGAUUCUACGAUGAACUUUUUGUAUAUGAUGACCAGUCGCAAACUCAUCAAAGUCAAAAUACAUAAUUGCGACAAAUAUAAAACAUCGUAUGCAUGCUGGGCGAUACAAGAUCCUUAUUGCGGAUGGUGUUUUCCUAGAAAUAGAUGCUGUUUGAAAUCAGAGUGUGAUGUUACACAAAAUUGCCUCAACUGGGUCUCGUAUGAUGAAUACAUAGACGCAUCUUCAUGUACAGCAAAAAAAUUCUCAAGAACAGCGGAAUGGAAUGUAACAUUCGAAUCAAUAACUGCGCAUCCGUUCAUCAACCAUACAACAAGAUGUCUAUUCGAAUUUGGCAAUUUUUCUAUCAACACAACAACCACGAUCAAUGAAACUAGUACUUAUUGCGUAACACCAGCUCCUAAUCAUUUACCUCCAACACCCAGCAAUAAUCAUUCCAUAGGAGCUCAGCUAUCAGUUCAGAUAAGCCACGGCCCAGUAUUUGAAAAAAUUCACGUCAUAUUUUACGAUUGUAGUACAUAUAAAACUUGUUUAUCGUGUAUAACUUCUCCUUAUCCAUGCAAGUGGUAUGUGAAUGAAUCAAUAUGCACAGAUAAUGCAAUUUGGAAACAAGAUGAUACAGUAAUAGGCAUGAAUCUCAGCAGCACCAAUUUUCCUCAGCGGCACAGUACAACAUCAUAUGAUGGAUUCAAAUACCCGAAGAACUCGAUCUUUUGCCCACAGUUUUCCACCAAACAUAAAACAGACAUUUAUAUACCUGCCCACACAGAAAAGACGGAACAAAUACAAGUAUCUUACCAGAUACCAACGGGGUUAGGCGAAGGCAGAUUUACAUGCAAAUUUGUGUUCGACUCUAAUGAGGAGAAGAUACAAUUUGGUCACCACCUAGAAGGCGGUUAUCCAAAAAAUGCUUUGAAAGAGGGAGACUUCACGUGCAAUGAUGAGAUAUUUGCAUACUCUGAAUCGAAAGCUUUCGCAACAGUCGAAUUGUCUGUUUUAUGGAACGGAUCAAUACUACUUGACAACACGUACAACACACAUAUUAUCGUCUAUAAAUGCGCCUAUUUGGGCGAUCAAUGCACAGCAUGUCUGAAUAAGAACUGUUCAUGUAUGUGGAAUUUAGAAACUGGAGAAUGCAAAUACUACAGCUUAGAUAAUAAAUACAACAUGACUGAUCCGUGGUUGCAUGAUAUACAAGACUGCACAAAUUCAACAAUAUUUCAAAAUAUCUUGCGAAAAAACCAAUCGACAAGUUGGUUUACAGAAAACGUCUAUUUAAUAAUAACUCUAAUAGUGGCAGUAACGUUUACUGUAGCCGCAGUAUUCGUUAUUUGUUAUAGAAAAUCUGCAGUAAGAUCGCGAAAGAUGCAACGACAAAUUAAUAAAAUGGGCAUGGAAAUGAUAGCUGUGUCGCAAUGCGUAAAACGCGUGGUGAUUGAAAACGAAAUUAAGCUGAAUAAAAAUGAAUUAGACAUACUGAAAUUACCAAACGUCACCAUCGUAUACGAACCUCAUCCAGCAUCGGAAGCAAAUGAAAUGGCACCGAGGACUGAAUACCAAUUACCGCCGGAUGAAAAAUGGGAAAUUCCUCGAGAAAACGUUGUUCUGGGCGACUUUCUAGGAGAAGGAGAGUUUGGAAGAGUUGUCAAAGGAAAUGUUUCAGGCCUCUUACAGCAACACAUCGGCACAACAGUAGCAGUGAAAAUGUUGAAAAAUACCCACAAGGACAAAGAUUUGGUUAAUCUAGUAACCGAAAUGGAACUGUUGAAACUAAUUGGCCGACAUGACAAUGUAAUUAGUUUACUCGGAUGCUGUACACAAGAUGGGCCACUGCUCGUCAUCAUCGAAUACUCUCCUCACGGAAAUUUACUCGAUUUCCUCAGAAACCACUACCAACCUUCAAAAUCCAGCGAAAAUGACCUGUCUGAAAAAGUUCAGCUUACAUUUGCUCUACAAAUAGCCAGAGGCAUGGAAUACUUGGCUUCUAUAAAAUUAAUUCACCGAGACCUCGCUGCUCGAAAUAUCCUGAUAUUUGACGAUUAUGUGCUGAAAAUAGCUGAUUUCGGAUUAGCCAAAGAUAUUCGAAAUGCUGACUACUAUAAACAAAAGACCAAAGGUAGAUUGCCAGUAAAAUGGAUGGCACCUGAAACUUUAACACACCGACGUCAUUCCCCCCAAUCUGAUGUGUGGUCGUAUGGUAUAUUAUUGUGGGAAAUUGUGACUUUUGGCGAGGUUCCUUAUGCUACGUACGACGAUGCGGUAAAACUACUAAAAGAUAUUCGCUCGGGAUACCGUAUGAAAAAACCAGAAGAUUGCUCAAUGGACACGUACUGCCUAAUGGUUAAAUGCUGGAACAAGUUGCCAGAAAAUCGACCCGACUUUACAAGAAUCAUUCACGAAUUAGAAGCCAUACUAAAAAUGAUGGACGCGGUAAUUGAAGAAUCGGAUUCGGAUUGCUCGAGCAUUAGCUCAGUAUCCGGCAACAAGGCAAAUGAAACCAAUAGUUUACUUCCAGACACUUCUUCAAAAUACGGAAAACAGACGGUAUAUUUUCUUCCGCAAACAUUCGAGCAUGAGUUUAUGUGAAGGAACUUAGGCUGAAUUCAAUUUCACUAAAUUAAUGUACAUAUUAUUUUGUAAAUUCAAUAAAAUGUUCCACUUUAAUACGUGGAAUAUGUAGACGUAACCA
This is a messenger RNA of Planococcus citri (citrus mealybug), 4519 nucleotides long. Its product is annotated as plexin-A4-like. Gene Ontology annotation, cellular component: plasma membrane; signaling receptor complex. The transcript has 7 exons. Gene Ontology annotation, molecular function: protein binding; transmembrane receptor protein tyrosine kinase activity; ATP binding. The record is from RefSeq and is a predicted model, not a curated record. Gene Ontology annotation, biological process: positive regulation of kinase activity; multicellular organism development; protein phosphorylation. Lineage: Eukaryota; Metazoa; Arthropoda; Insecta; Hemiptera; Pseudococcidae. Bases 508 to 4416 code for a protein of 1302 amino acids.